This is a messenger RNA of Auanema sp. JU1783, 993 nucleotides long. The record is from the annotation of a GenBank genome assembly. NCBI's taxonomy places the organism in Eukaryota, Metazoa, Nematoda, Chromadorea, Rhabditida, Rhabditidae.
AUGUCUCUCUCUGGUGCCACUUCUGGGGCCCUGCUCUUCUCUGGAGCUACUUUAAUUGUAUCCUUAUUUGCUGUUGCGUCAAUUUACUCUCAAGUAACGUCAAUUUGGAAUGAGCUCGACAAUGAAAUGGAUAGUUUCAAGUCCUUAACUAAUGAUCUUUGGACUGAUAUGGUAAAGCUUGGUGCUGGAUCAGCCAGUAACCGUGUGAGACGUCAGAGUUACGGUGGAUACGGAGCCAGUGGUGUCCAACCACCAGCAGCUCCAGAAUUCCCUGGAACUGGAGACUACAACGGGCCAAAUCCUCAAUCUAACCCAACUCCUAACUUCCCCUUCGGGGGUGCUUCUGGCAAUCCAGGUGGACCACGUUGUCAAUGCUCUUUGACUAACAGCUGUCCUGCUGGCGCUGCUGGUCCAGUUGGAGAAACUGGUCCUGAUGGAGAAGAUGGUCUUGACGGCAUUGAUGGAUAUGAUGGAGAAGAUGCUGAAAAUGUGCUCAAUUCUGCUACUUCUGGAUGCUUCACUUGCCCACAAGGUCUUCCAGGACCACAGGGACCAUCCGGCUCUCCAGGAAUCCGUGGAAUGCGCGGAGCCAGAGGCCAGCCAGGAUUCCCAGGACGUGAUGGAAACCCAGGAAUGCCAGGAGAAAUGGGACCACCAGGAGCACCAGGAGCAGAUGGGAAGGUGGGAACUCCAGGAGAAAAAGGAGAUGAUGCCGAGAAGCCCAUCGGACGUCAAGGGCCACGCGGUUCUCCUGGUGAUGUCGGAGCAGAAGGAGCUGAAGGAAAUCCAGGACGUGAUGCUUAUCCAGGUCAACCAGGACCAGUUGGAGAACCAGGACAACAAGGAUAUCAAGGAGCUGCUGGACCAGACGGUGAAGAAGGAGCACCAGGAUCCCGUGGAACUCCAGGAAAAGAUGCCGAAUACUGUAAAUGCCCAGAAAGAGAAGCUUCUCCUCCUGGAUACAGAUACAGAAAAGUUAAGAGAACUCAUUAA